AUGAUUUCCCGGCUACGUUUAGCCACUAAAAUCGGUAAUUGUUUAUUUUCUUUUUUGAAGUUUAUUACUUUGUUUAUGACUCUGUAACUCUGCACUGAAAAUAGAGUGGUUUGGCUCUGUCAGAUCAAUGAUGUAACUUGCAAAAUAGGUUGCAAUUCUAAAGUUCAUGAGCCAAAUAUCUGGCGGCGUUAUAUGUUCUCAUGAAGUAAAAUUAUACCUCUAGAUCCUGUUCAUUCGCAUUAAUAGACUAGUGGUACACAACUUCCUUUAAAUAUGUAUAAAAGUCAACUCACAUAUGGUAGGUUAAAGGAAAAAUCUUGGGACAAAACUGGACUUAUCAUCAAUUUAUGCUACAUGGAAAUUUAGGGCUCAGCCACUUGUAUAUAAGCUUAUAUAGAAGCUUAAGUAAACUUAAGACCGCGAUAUAUGCCACUUACAUUUUACUUUUGAGUUUGAACCUGCUUGGGUAAUUGAGUUUGUAGUAACAAUAUUAUCUUAUAGGUGGUGCAGCCAGAUUGCUGCAACAUGGAAGGAUCAGGUGAGUGUGGAUAAACAACCUUAUGGUACAUUACGUAUACAUGGAAGGUGAAAUCCUAAGGGUUAGUGGGGUCUGUCAAGCCAAGCUAUCUAACCAGGGCAAUCAUCAGUCAUGACUGUAUCUAUUUUUAUUGAUCAAACUUUGCUCGCGUUAGGAGACUUUGUGUGUGACUUUAUAACUGAUUGCCAAAUCCAGAUAAUAGUGCAGUGGCAUUAUCAUCGCCCCUAAAAAUGUUUACCUACUAAUUCCCCAGAUUCAGCUGAGCUUAAUCAUGGGGGGAACUGGCCAGCAUUUGGUUGCUAAAAAGGUGGUGUUUAGUGGCAGUGCACAUGCACAUCAAUGUCUAUAUGAAUUCAGUCCGCUCUUCACUUUGUCUGUCUUGCUUUUAGUAUCUGGUCACUUUGUUCUGUGGUCAGAUUGCUCCAAGCCAGAUUGUUCCACUUUAUAGUCACAUUGUUUCACAAUAUAGUCAGAACUUUUCAUGAGUCUUUAAGCCAUGAGCGAAAACAAGGGUGCUACUGAUGUGUAUACUUCUUUCUUUUAGCCAUGAGCCAAAAAAAGAAACGUGCUUUACAUCGAGUUUUACACUAAAACUGUGGUUCGAACGAUCUGACCGUAAAAUAGAACAAUCUGACCAUGCAACGAUGCAGGGUUUGAGCCAGCUUUAUUGCCUCAGGAGACAAUUUGUCCCUCUGUGGCCCUUGCAAAGGGACAAAUAGGCAACAGCAGGGGACAGAAAAUAUCUUAUUACAUUGCCUUUCUCCUAUCCAAUAAAGUGUCUUUCUGUUGCCCAAGAAAAAAAAAAAAGAAAACAACUUUAAUCCAAUGCUAUGGCUGGUUUAUUUAAGCAUACAAAAAUGUAUAUAGUGGGAAUGGUAAUUGUUAAUUUAAUUUCAGUUUUACAGUUUGUAAAUUUACACUACAGUAAUACUUUGAUUCCUGAACAGUGACCAAACUUGCUGUCUAAUGCACAGUUUAAGUAAAUAGAAACUUUUAACAUGUUCUCAAAUUUAUAGCAGACACUGAAUAAGAAAGUUAGGAUGAAACAAUUUCAUUCCAUCUUUUCGUUUACAAGAGAAGUCAAAUGUUUGUAGCAUAGAGAGUUUUUAAAGCGUAAAUAAAGGCAGAUGGUUCAGGUUUUGGCUCUCAUCUUUUCAUUGUUCUAUUCCCUGUAAGCCACAUUAAAGUCAAACUUUCUUUUAGGGCCUUCAAUGUCAAUUGUCAUCAACACAUUUAGGCGAGAAGUACUUAGCCUGAGAGCAGUUUUUAUGCAAUUUUGUUAUCAUUCAACUAUUUCAUCUGAAAAUUGCGAGGUUUUGAAUUAGGAAGUUGAGCAUCAGUUUCUUCUCGUGAUCCUUCCUCGCAUAUGAAUUUGUUUUCAGUUUUCUCUUCUUGGUCGAUGGUUUUACUUCUUUCACUUCAAAAUAACUCAAGAUUUUCCUCUUGGACAUUGUUCCAAAGAAUAUAUCUGAUGACAAACAGAGCAGGGCACUUUGGUCCACAGAUAAAAUGAGCUGUAAACAUGUGCAUGUUUAAAGCCACUCAUGCAUGCAAUGCUGUUCUCAUGUUACUUCCAAAUAUGGUGAUCCUCAGUAGGUUAUUAGUAUUUCAAGCCAUUGAUUUCAAAACAGCACGUGACAGGUUUGGAAUGCUGUCCAAGGUCGGAACGCGAGUGAAUGGUGUUUUUUGAUAAGGCGCUGAUAAACGAUUUUUAUUCAGUUAUUUUAGCGAUGAUAAUAAUAAUAUGAAUAUGUGAAAUGUUAGCCGGCAAAAAAAUACAUUAUUUUUAAAAUAACACCGUCCUGGCUUUCUGAUCUGUAUGAAUUUGUACAAACUUCUUCCAUUUAGUUUGGACCUAGAGGAACAUUUAUGGCCCGUCCAUCUAAUUUUAAGGGAGAAAUUGUCCUGCAAGGGGGAGAAUGUUGCAAGUUCGCGCUCUGGCUCAAACCCUGAAUGACGUGACGAUAAACCUUGCUUUCACUUCAUUGCUGUUAAGAAUUUUCAUAAACAAUGAGCUACAUCAGCUAGAACUUUAUCAGCUAGCUCUUAUGUCAAGCUCUACACCUCCAGCGUGCAAAGAAAGUAGUGUCAGAUAGCCCGGGGCUAGUGGAUUUUGCUAUCGGGCUAGUGAAUUCUAUUUUUAACUUGCCCAAUGGGCAAGUGAUGUUUUUCGAGAAAUUCGUAUAACAGAAGAACUGUGAAAUCAAUUCUGCUUGUCAAAAAGUUUUUUGGUCUAGUUAAAGUGACGUCUGGGCUAGUAAAUGCUAGCUUCAGCUUGCCUGCAUGGCAAGUUGUAAAAAUGAUUUUCUUUGCACCCUGACCUCUUAUGCAUAAAAUUAGCACAAGGGAAGUUGUAUGUCAUUAUAUUGCAUCUCCAUUAGAUAAUAAUUUGUCCAGUUGAUCUAAAAUUACUUAUUUUCUCUCAGUGUUCCAGCAACUACAAGGCUGAUGUGUCAAGUUCCAGAAGCCAAAGGUAUCAUUAUUGAUUUGCAGAUGUUCUUUUCUACGGUUUUAAAAGUGUACAUCCCCAGGCCCUGGCCAUUCAAACAUUGGAUAGUGCUCUCCAUAAGAUAAAUUCAUUACUAUCCAGUGGAUAAGUGUGAGGGAAAACAAUUGGCAUUAUCCCUUGGAUAGAGAUUUUUCCAGUGGAUAAAACACUAUUAAUUUUUAUUAUUAAUUACCUCGUCCACCUUUAGGACAUCUUGGCCCAUUGCCUCAAUCUGCAACUGUUUUGAUUGCCAUGACAGUGGAAAAAAAUAAGAGCAACUUAUAUUACUUCAUAUGGCACCAAUUUCCUGACCAUUGUGCUGCUAUGUUUUAAGGGUAAUGUUGUAAGACACUAUUAAGCCACAAAAUCAAUCUUCUCUGCCGUCCCUUCUUUUGAUAUGCUACUUUUACACACACAUAGUUACCUUCAUACAAUUAUGCUUUACACUGCUUUACUUUUGAUAGAAGAUGAACCAGAGUUUGGACAGUUUUUUAAAGAUAUCAGUACCAUGCUGAAGGAAAAGACUGGAGAAACAGGUGAGAAUAUGUAACAAAACUUUUUGUGGGUUUCUCACAAGAAUGAAGAUAAAUGAAAGAGAAAAAUACCUAUUCAACCAUUAAUAUUUCAGGUCCUUCACUUCUCAUUGGAGGAUUUCUUGCAUAUGCACUCUCAAAAGAAUUACUUGUUCUUCAUGAUGAGGUACUUAUGGUUAAAAGUUAAUAAUUAAUUUUACUUGUAGUGUUUUUUCCUUUAAAAUAAGGCUGUCCAAUCCAUUGAAUCCAUUCCAAUCUAUUGAAGGGGUGCAUGGCCUUAUUUGCUUAAAAUAGUGAAGGAACAUUUAAAUAAGAAAAUAAUGAUGAAAGAAUGCACAGGUGGACAAAAGUGAAGAACAUUAUAACCAAAUAUCAGGGGCACCCAAUGACUGUUUUUUGUAAAAUAUCUGUUCGGAGAAGCAAGUAUUGCCUAGAAUGUUCUAUUACUUGAGGAAGGCUAAAAAUUUCUAGAUGACUGUUCCAUUCAUGUAAAAUUUUCAAAGCUUAUCUAAUAAAUUCCUUAUGAGUUUGAUUUUUCACAUUUCACACCCCAGGUUGGGCUAUUUUUCGUAGGAAAAAGGAAACCUAAAAUUUUGGGAUCCAAAAAUGUGAUGGAAACAGUAAUCAAAAAAAAUUUUCCUUUUUGUAAUGUGCUAAAUUUCACCUAACAUUUUCGGGAACAUAAUACUGAAGCCCUAGUAAUUUCGAAAAGACUCAAGUUGCCCUAGGAUGACCGAACAGAUACAAAUUUUAUAGCGCCGCUUAGAAUGCAUUUCUAGAGGUCUAAAAAUACUCUGGAUAACCUAAAAAGUGUUUUAAAUGAGUUUGGGUGGAAACCGCCAUUGGGUGCCCCUGAAACAUGCAUUGGGUUUUUUAUAAACUGUCUAGCCUAACAAUUUUUCAAAGUUUACUUUUGUUGUGUAAUUUUGAAAAUGUUUAUUAUAAUGCCUGUGACACACAUUUACUUGAUAUGAAGUUGUCAUUUUGUAAUUUAGAAGUAACGUCAUGUCUUACAUUAUUUGUCAUAGUGAGCAUUUAUCAAACUAAAGUAGCUGGACUGAACUGCUAUGACAUAGCCUGUUCUGUGGCAUUUUGUUACAAGGGUUGAGGCAUUUUGUUACUGUUGCAACUUAUGCAUCUUUUUAAUAAGGGCUGUGGCAUUUUGUAAUGAAUGGAAGCUACUGGUAUGCAGGGCUUUAGCAUUUUGUAAUAAUUGUUAGUCCAUGCAAUUUGUAACAAUGUCCUGAUGCAAAUUGUCAGUAGACCUGCACCAUUCUAAACCUCUUAUUUUACUGGUCCCCUUUAAUCACCUCCAUUGUUUUCAGGGAUAGGGGCAUUGUUGUGUGACAGUCCCUAUUGUUUUCCCAGCUAAUCAAAAACAAUCUUUCAAACAGGUGCGAGAUCGCCCCAAAUUGAAAUAACCUUUUUUGCAAAAACAAUGUACAAACAAGUGGGAAGUACAAAAAAAUUGCUGUUAUAAAACACAUAGUAAUUACAUUGAAAUGCACAUAUUGCAAAAUGCUGCAGGACAUAGUUCCUUUUGAGCUAAUUUGCUGCUUUGUCUGCCUUGUCCUUGAUUUCACUUCUUAAACAUUGUUUUGCAGACUGUUCUUGCCGGUGUCAUGGGAGCAACUCUUUAUGUCCUUGCCCGAAAGAUCAGCCAGCCAGUAAGAGAGUUUCUCGAUGGCAGAUCUCAGGUUAGUAAGUGGGGCCUGUUGCACAUUAAGUUUAAAAAUCUGUCUCAUAAGUUUCAUUUUACCACAGCGAAAGCAGCUGUUAUUUACCAUAACAGUUAUUUACCUCUGUGGUACCAACUUUUUCUUUAAUGUUAACAACUUCUAUUGAUGAAACAGGGCAUCCUUGAUAUGUUUAAUGAAGGCCGUAACGCUGAAAUUGGGGAAUUAGAGAAGCAAAUAGAAGAAGUGAAGAAAGUUGAGUACAUGCUGACGGCCAGGAAGGAUAUUGUGGAGGUCAUGCGGGUAAGAUUGUACAUCUAGUUUUCCUAAGCAUUUCUGAAUUCCAUAUGUACACGGGUCAAGGUCAAUUUAAUCAAUGGUUGAAUGGAAAAGAGAAGUAUGCCCCCUUGCCAAAACUCAGCCUGUUAGUGCAAAUUGGUGGGUAGAUAUAAGCACAGGUUUGCACUGAUGUCUCCAUAUAAAUCCUGCUAAAACUGGCUUGGAUAGUAAUGUUAACGAUCCUGGUCUAUUUUAGCAGGAUUUAUAUGGAGUCAUUGGAGCACAACGUUAUCUCUACGCCAAUUUGAACCAACAGGCUGAUUUUUCGAAAGUGUACAUUUUUCAUUUUUUUUGUCUUUCUUGAUAUGCCAAAUAAUCCCAUAAGUUAACAAAUAUAGUUUUUGUGACAUCAUCAUGACCUCUUUUUUAUAACCAUGAAGAAUAUGUUGUGGUUAAUGUUGAGAAGGUGGAAACUGAAAAGUAAAAACUAUUGUAUGAAGGGCCUUUCAAACAGUUACAAAAUUUGAAGAAAACAACCUCCUUUUAUGCACAAAAGAAGAAGAGCACGUAAUUAAAGGCUGUUGUUUCAUCACUUACUUUGUGUGUUUUUAGACCCUGCUGAUAGUGUGCAUUGCCAACAUGCUACCUCUUUAGAACUGCCUGGUACAGCUGCAUUUUGUCAUCUUUCAUUACAAAAAAUUUAUUUAUAUACACUUUUCAAAUACAUUUGCAUUAUUGACUUGUAUCUAAAUUCUUUCGCAUUUACCAACAUGAACAUUGUAUGUUACUGAAACUGAUGAUAGUGUUACUAUAAUCUAUAAUAAUAUUUGUGGGUAAAUCUGAUUCACAGUGGUUCAAUGUAGGUGUAAAUUAAUUUAAAGUAAGAUUAUUAAAUGCUGCAAUGUUAAUCUGGAAGCAUCUGAUGUUGGUAAAAAAACCUUUGCUUUUUGCAGGAAAAUAAUGCUAUGGCUCUGGAACUUAACUACCGCAAUAAGCUUCAUGAAGUUGUCAGAGAGGUCAAGAAACGCUUGGUAAGAAUUUCUGUUAUGUCUGGUGACAAAGUGUUACUUUUGUUGUGCAAUUGUUUAUAUUUCUGUGUUUUAGCAUUAGAAAUAUCAUUUGCUUCCUCUUUGUAUUUCUUUGACCUGUUGUCUAUGCUAUACACGUAAAUUGAAUUUCAAGGAUUAAAAAUGAAUGCAUAUUAAUUGCAGGAUUAUCAAGCAGAGAUUGAAGCUUUUCAGCGAAGAACAGAACAGCAGCAUAUAGUUGACUGGGUGGAAAGAGAAGUUGUAAAGAGUAUUUCUCCUCAGCUGGUAUGUACCAUGUGUAGGGAAUAGAAGGCAAUAAAGUGUCUCUAACUGACUGCAGAUAAGUACUAAAUACCUCUUCAUAAUCAAGUUUAAUGUCCAUACUGCAAGUUACGGACUGAGUAAUGAUAAUCCGUUCCUUACAGUAUGGACCAAGAAAACAAGGUCAGUAAGAUAAUUAUUAUUUUACCUAGUGGUACAGGAAAGGAAAGGAAACAUUCAAACUUAGCAGGCCCUACAAAUUAUAGAAUUUUUGGCCUCAAGGCUUUGCUCUAAGAAAAAUUGAAGGGAGGCCAGUGCUCUAAACUUGUGAAAUCCAGUGUGCCCAGCAAAUGAUUUCUAUGAAAAAGCAAAGAUUUUCUAGUUGCCCGAGAACAAAAGUUAUGCGCCACGGGCCACCAGGCUCUGCUAGAGCACAGCCUUGGGCCUAGAAAAUUGAUCAAUCACAGUGUGCAGUAGCCUCCCCGCAGACGUCCUUUGGGGUUUGAAAUGAAUGCGUGACAAACGAAUGCCAAAGGACGUCUGCGGGGAGGCUGAGUGUGCAGAAUUGUCACUGAGAUUUCAAGUUACUGCGUAGAUACAACAAGUAGGCUAGGAAUCAAACAGCCAGGGGUUUCUUUUGGUUCUAUUUUCCUUCUAUUUUCCAUUGAAAAUAGCCAGGGGAACGUUCAUAGUAGCUGGGGGAAAUUCCCGGCCCCUGGCUCUUAAUGACGGCCCUGCGGUGGGCAUACUAACUGAGAGAUGUAAUACUAUACAACAACUUAUUAAAGAGGGCCUAGAGGAGAGGAUGGACAGAGGUUGAACCGUGCUUUUAAGUCUUGUGUUCAUGAUUUCACUCUGAUGGUCUCACUUCCCUCUGUCAUCACCCAUGUUUGGAAAUAAAGAAGGAGAACAGCAUCUGAAUUAUGAUACCAUAAGACAUGAGGAAAGGUAGCAGUAAUCUGAAAAUAAAGGAGUUGAAUGAAAAAACGCUUUGACUUCAGUUACCAACAGUCUGUGGAAAAAUGGAGCUCAAUGGAAGUAAACUAUCCCUUAUACAAUAUUAUGUAUAUAUAAUAUUAUAUAUAUACAUAAUAUUAUGUAUAUAUAUUUCUUAUUAAUAAGUUAUAUAAGUAGUGUCCCCGAUUAGUAGGCCUGACGGCAAGCUAGAAGACUAGACACUUAAAUAAAGUUGUUGAUUGAUUGAUUGAUACAUAUUAUGCUGUUUCACAAGCAAAUGGAGUGCUAUUAUAAAAUGCUUUGUCUGAUGACCAGAUUAACUGUAAUUUAAUAUCUGAUUGCUCUUCAGGAGAAAGAAAGUGUCAACCAGUGUAUAAAAGAUCUAAAAGCUAUGGCUCCAGCAUAG
Molecule: messenger RNA, 8166 nt
Organism: Porites lobata
Lineage: Eukaryota; Metazoa; Cnidaria; Anthozoa; Scleractinia; Poritidae
Source: the annotation of a GenBank genome assembly